Onychomys torridus (southern grasshopper mouse) is the source of this 1541-nucleotide messenger RNA. It is a transcript of the gene Tbx19, whose product is annotated as T-box transcription factor 19. Gene Ontology annotation, cellular component: nucleus. NCBI's taxonomy places the organism in Eukaryota, Metazoa, Chordata, Mammalia, Rodentia, Cricetidae. Gene Ontology annotation, molecular function: DNA-binding transcription factor activity, RNA polymerase II-specific; RNA polymerase II cis-regulatory region sequence-specific DNA binding. The coding region runs from base 192 to 1541 and encodes 449 amino acids. The record is from RefSeq and is a predicted model, not a curated record. Gene Ontology annotation, biological process: heart morphogenesis; regulation of transcription by RNA polymerase II; positive regulation of DNA-templated transcription. The transcript has 8 exons.
ACCCUGCUCCCCAACUGAAGCUUAACAGGUUGGCGGCAUAAUUUGGAGACUUUCAGGGGUGUCAUACUAGAAGCUUAAGCAAGGACCAAGACAUCUUCUACUCCCCGUCACUGACCAGCUGGGGUCGAAAAGCCAGCAAGUGAGGGGAGGAAGGGGCUGGGGACGGCUCUCAGCAAAGUUUGCAAAGGCCUAUGGCCAUGAGUGAGCUGGGCACACAGAAGGCUGGGGAAGGCACUGUGUCUCGCCUGCUCAAUGUGGUGGAAAGUGAGCUUCAGGCAGGGAGGGAGAAGGGAGAUCCUACAGAGAAGCAACUUCAGAUCAUCCUGGAGGAUGCCCCACUCUGGCAGAGAUUCAAGGAAGUUACUAACGAAAUGAUUGUGACCAAGAAUGGCAGACGGAUGUUCCCUGUCCUGAAGAUUAGUGUUACAGGACUGGACCCCAAUGCCAUGUACUCCCUCCUGCUGGACUUUGUCCCGACGGACAGUCACCGCUGGAAGUACGUCAAUGGGGAAUGGGUGCCCGCGGGCAAGCCAGAGGUCUCUAGCCACAGCUGUGUCUACAUUCACCCGGACUCCCCCAACUUUGGGGCUCACUGGAUGAAAGCUCCCAUCUCCUUCAGCAAAGUAAAGCUGACCAACAAGCUCAAUGGAGGUGGGCAGAUAAUGCUGAAUUCUCUGCAUAAAUAUGAGCCCCAGGUCCACAUAGUGCGCGUUGGAGGCGCCCACCGAAUGGUCAUGAACUGCUCCUUCCCUGAAACCCAGUUCAUUGCUGUGACUGCCUAUCAGAAUGAGGAGAUAACAGCUCUCAAAAUCAAGUACAACCCGUUCGCCAAGGCCUUCUUGGAUGCCAAGGAAAGAAACCACCUAAAGGACAUUCCAGAGGCUGUCUCUGAGAGCCAGCAUGUGACCUACUCACCCUUGGGAGGCUGGAUCUUUUCUAAUCCAGAUGGCAUGUGUACAGCAGGAAACACCAAUUACCAGUAUGCUACGCCUUUGCCUCUGCCUGCUCCCCACACCCACCAUGGCUGUGAGCACUACUCUGGCCUCCGAGGACAUCGGCAGGCUCCCUACCCUUCCGCGUACGUGCAUAGAAACCAUUCUCCCUCAGUGAACUUGAUAGAAAGCUCAAGCAAUAAUCUGCAAGUUUUCUCGGGACCUGACAGCUGGACAUCCUUAUCCUCUACACCCCACGCCAGCAUCCUGUCUGUACCCCACACCAAUGGGCCAAUCAAUCCAGGGCCCAGUCCCUAUCCAUGCCUGUGGACCAUCAGCAAUGGAGGUGGGGGCCCUGCGGCAGCAAGCACAGAGGUGCAUGCCGGUUCGCCAGGAACAUUCCUCCUUGGGAACCCUGCCGUCACCUCCCCUUCCUCCUCCGUGCUACCCACCCAAGCAACCACAUCCACCGGUGUGGAGGCCCUCGGUGAAUCUUCCCUCACCAGCAUUGCUGUAUCCACCUGGACAGCGGUGGCUUCCCAUCCUUUCCCAGGCUGGGGUGGCCCAGGGGGUGGUGGGCGCCAUUCCCCCUCUUCAUUGGAUAGUUAG